GAAAAAAAUAACCUCAUCCUGAUCCUCAUAAAUGCAGUAGGUACUUCACUAGAAGGACAUCAUUUAUCUUCCUACAAUAAAUAAUUGUAGUAGCGUGCUCUAUUUAAUCAAAGCAGUGAAAACGUGAAUUCAUGUGUGAUUAUGGAGGCAAAAGGAAAGUGUAAAGCAAAAUUGAUUGUCUACAGGGUUGAGUUCUCUGAAUUGUCGAAUGAUCUACUUAAGGCGGAAUCGGAUAAUCUCCCAUCGAAUGGAAAAAAUCUCCCAUCGAAUGGAAAAUCCAUUGAAAAUCGAAUACAAGAAAAUGGGGACAAAAAUACGAAAAAAGAGACUGAGGAGAAUGGAGGAGUUGAACCUCAAAUAGUGUUUCCUCCGCCAGAUGUAUGGCCUGAAAAAAAUAUGAAGCCGAAGAAGAAAAAAUCUAAGUUUGGUUCGAUUACUCAACUCUUAUGUUCUUCAUUUAGCAAAGUGUGCCUUGUACUAUUAGGAUAUAUUAUAUCUUGUAUGAAUGGGGCCUUAAUCCUUCUUCCGUUAACAGUGAUAACUUUAAUAUGGUAUGAAACAAAAUCAAGAAGGAAAACGAAUAAAAUAAAAGCUAAAGCGAAGGCUAUUUCGAGUAACAAACAACAGCUUCUCGAUAAAAUAGAAGAGCUUCCCUCAUGGGUUUUAUUUCCUGAUAGAGAAAGGGCCGAAUGGGUGAACGAUAUUGUGCUCCAGUUGUGGCCCAAUAUAAAUUGUUUCUUGAUCAAAUUCGUCAGGAGCAAACUCGAGAAUCAAAUAAGAAAAAAGUACGAUUCUUUCAAAUUUGAAGAAAUUGAUUUUGGAAGUAGUCCCCCUAAGAUCGACGGUGUUAAAGUAUACAGUCGAACCACAACAAGGGAUUCAAUCCUAAUUGAUUUUGAUAUAUUCUAUGAUGGUGACUGUGAUAUAACCUUUUCAAUAUCUGGCCACCAAGUUGGUAGAUUAAAGAAUUUUCAACUGAGUGUCGAUGUAAGAAUAGUUUUGAAACCGCUCAUGUUGAAAGCUCCGAUUGUGGGAGGAGUUCAAAUUUUUUUCCUGAACACUCCAGAAAUUGAUUUUGAUUUGGAUGGACUCAGCGGAAUACCCGGAUUGAGCCACGUACUGAGGAAGCAAAUUGAAGAGAAGCUGAAGAAGAAAAUAGUUUUCCCUAAUAAAAUCACGAAAAGGUUCACGAAGCAUGUGGAGGCUACAGAAUUGAAAUCUCUAGAGCCUGAGGGAGUAUUACGUAUACAUAUAGCUGAAGCUAAGGAUUUGGAGAGGAGAGAUGUGACUGGCAAGUCAGAUCCUUAUGCUGUGUUUAGCGUGGGGGCCCAGGAGUAUAAGACCUCAGUUAUAAAGAGAUCUCUGAAUCCUAAAUGGGAUGAAUGGUGCGAGUUUGUUAUUUUAGAUCCCACCGCGCAGCAGGUUCGAUUUAAACUUUUCGAUCAUGAUGAUCUUAACGAGGAUGACUUUUUGGGCAGUGGCGUUGUCGACAUCAAGAGUGUUUAUGACGGAUCUGUCGAUCACUGGAUUGUUCUAGAUGGUGUGAAACAUGGUAAGAUUCACUUGAGGUUCACUUGGAUGUCUCUCACUGCAGAUUAUGCAUCUUUGGAUAAGGCCUUACAUGAAGUCAAGUUGUUGAAGGUAGCUGUUUCCUCCGCCCUACUGACAGUCUAUAUUGAUUCUGCGCGAAAUCUGGCGAGGAUCAAAUCGUUUAAAAAGCCAGAUCCCUACCUUCUAAUGCAAGUGGGAAAUUCUCUUUCCCAAAAAAGCAAGGUGAAAAAACAUACAAUCGACCCAAUUUUCGAGCAAGGUUUCUCAUUCCUGGUAAAAAAUCCAGAAAGUGACGUUUUUUACGUUAGCAUAAUGGAUAAACACAGUAACAUGAAGAUAGAUUUUUUCGAAUAUGAAAUCAAGAAUUUGGUUCAAGAGAAUGAUCUUGAAUUCAGCAUGAGGGAGUUUCCUCUGAAAAGCGGAGCACAUGACUGUGUCAUCAUGAUAUCCAUGCAGCUGAGGAUACUUACCAAUGAAGCAUUCUCUAAUGACGAUGAUUCUAGCGAAUCCUUCUCUGAUUAUGAGUUGUCCAGAGACGAUUCCGUGAAGUCUCACGUCUCAGCUGACCACCCGCCUGUACCGGAAACGCCUCUAGAUAUAGAACCGCCUGUGCUUUCCAAUGAUGUCCCAGUGACUAGCUCAUCGCCGCUUAAAAGCCCAAUGUUCAAGAGGCUUAAUCUCCUGAACAAAUCAUUAAGUAGCGAAUCUCAUCAUAAUAUCGACGGAGAUGUUCACUUGGGUCGUAUACAUGUUGGUUUGCAAUACAGCGAUCGUAGGCAGAAAUUGAUGGUUACAAUUUUCAGUAUCGCGAAUAUACCAGUGAAAGAUCCUAGGGAUAUUCCAGAUCCGUAUGUUAAAUUGAAAUUGUAUUCUGGCGCCAGUAUAAUAAGGCAUAAAACAAAGACGAUAAUGGAUAAUCCAAAUGCAGAAUUCAAGGAGACUUUUGAAUACCUCCUUUCCCCAUCAGAAUUAAAAGAACAAAAGUUGGUUUUGACGAUAAAAACGAAGAAAAAAUUAUUUUCUAACAAUAUGCUAGGCCAGGUGCUUGUUGAUCUGAAAGAUCUGGACUGGAAUGAACAUCACAACAAGUGGUACGACAUAGGACAUGAAAUGUACCCAGAGUAGAAUUUCAGUUCAGUAAGUGAUACAACUUUGUCUUUCGUAAUUUCGUGAAUUUUUUGAAAAAUUGGGUACCUUCAUUACCAAUUCAAACAACUUUAAUACUCAAGAGAUAUAGUUCUUAUUGAUCCAGACAAAUGAGUUUUUGAAUAUUUACCUGCUUAUAUAAAUGGCGCUUCACUCAUCCUAGAGUUGGGUAUAAAAGAGUAUUUUCCAAAGACAUCCUAAAUGUGAGAGUUAUAUUUUUGAAAUUAUAAUUAAUGGUGCGAUUUACAAAUUUAUUCUGCACUCUUCUGGGGGUUGAAAGAGCUAUUUAUUGUGUAUAAAAUCAAAUUAAAUGUACUAAAGUUUACAUCACUAAUCACUCACAACUUUGAUGGGAAGGUGCAUUGGUGAGAAAGUGUAAAAUCUCCAUGUAGUACAAAGUUAUGGAGUACCUUUUCAUCAGUACCUUAAUUGUUUUUGUUUGAGGUAAAAAUGUUGAUAUUUUUGAAACAAUUUUUUUCUUGUUUUAUUGUUGUUAACCGUCCGUUCAUUAUCCAGUGCAGAUUUUUUAUAUUGGUAUUGAUAAUUACAUAGUUUACUUUUUAUAGAUUUUGUAUUUUAUAGUUUUGAAGGAAGUUUAUCGAUAUUCUGUUUUGAAUUUUAUGUGCUAAUGUGGAGGCUUCAAAAAUGGAAAUAAAUAUUGUAUAAGUUUA
Coccinella septempunctata (seven-spotted ladybird) is the source of this 3368-nucleotide messenger RNA. RefSeq names its product extended synaptotagmin-2-like. The record is from RefSeq and is a predicted model, not a curated record. The transcript has 20 exons. Gene Ontology annotation, molecular function: lipid binding. NCBI's taxonomy places the organism in Eukaryota, Metazoa, Arthropoda, Insecta, Coleoptera, Coccinellidae. Bases 142 to 2676 code for a protein of 844 amino acids.